AUGAUGUUCAGGUCGAGUCAGCUUAUAGGGCUUCGUGCUCAUCGGUUCCCCACACUCAAACCCAUCUCAUCGUCUUCCACGGCCACGGUCCGUUUGCUCCAUCGUUCUCCACAACCACAACCACGGCAAAGGUAUCAAUCCGUAUUCGGAUUUAAGUUCCAGGACCAACCACGUUUGCGCUUUGCUCAUGCCAGAUUUCAGGCCCGCAGAUAUUCAACCUACCGCAGAUUCAACAACUCGCAAUCGACGCCCUUGGCGCAAUACUACAUCCAGCUCUUAACCAGCCGCAAUGCGUUAUACAUACUUGCAGCACUACUAGCGUUCUACAUCUACAAUCUCCACGAGGCACCCUACACCCACAGACGCCGCUUCAUCUGGGUCCCGUACUGGCUCGAGACCAAGAUCGGCGACUACUCCUAUCGGCAAAUCAUGGCUCAGUACGGAUCGAUGAUCAUGCCGCAUCUGAACCCGCUCUAUGGCCGCAUCUCCAGCAUCAUGAACCGGUUAUUGGCUACUGCGAUCGCCAAUGAUGAAAACAGCGCGCAGAAGCAGCAUUUGAGGAGCUUGUCUUGGGAAAUCAACAUUAUCCACAACGACCGCUUGCCUCCCAACGCAUUCAUCUUGCCUAAUGGCAAGAUCUUCAUCUUUAGUUCGAUCUUGCCCAUAUGCGAAAACGACGAUGGAAUCGCGACUGUGUUGGCGCACGAGUUGUCGCAUCAGUUGGCGCAGCAUUCGAGCGAGCAGUUGAGCUCGCAGCCUAUUUACAUGGUGUUGCUGGGGGUGCUCUAUUCGUUAACGGGCAUCUCGUGGUUCAACGACUUGUUGAUCAACGGGUUGUUCACUAUGCCUGCCUCAAGGGAAAUGGAGACGGAGGCUGAUCAUAUUGGAUGCGAGAUCUUGGCGAGAAGUUGCUAUAAUCCGCAACAGGCGGUCCAGUUUUGGGGGAGGAUGGAGAGCGCAGAGAAGAGAUUGAGUGGCAUGAAUGGUGGUGGUGGCGGUGGCGGUGGUGCGUUGGAGUGGUUUUCGAGUCAUCCUGCUACCGCUAGGAGGAUACAUGAUAUCGAGUCUUGGAUGCCGCAGUUGCAGGAGAUGAGAGAAAGUAGUGGUUGUUACGAGUAUGGCAAGUUCCAUAACUUUAGUAGCAAUUUCUUCAAGAGGUGA
Lodderomyces beijingensis is the source of this 1161-nucleotide messenger RNA. NCBI's taxonomy places the organism in Eukaryota, Fungi, Ascomycota, Pichiomycetes, Serinales, Debaryomycetaceae. The record is from the annotation of a GenBank genome assembly.